CUCAGGAUGCUGCUGAAGCCAUGCCCAACAUUUCAGAGGUCGGCAAUGAACUGGCAUAUUAAGGGUUAACCUUAAAGUUUUAAAGCUUAGCUGCAUUCCUCAUAUGUUAGCGUUACCAUAAUGGGCAUUACUUGUGUGGCCUUAAUCGGGCCCCAGAACAAUCCAAUGUACCUGCGGAGCAUGGAUUCUGCCACAGACGAACAGUACCUGAAGUUGCAUUAUGUCGUGCACUGUGCAUUGGACGCCGUGGAAGAAAAAGUGCUGCUGAAGCGGGGCCCGGCUGACUCCCAAGACGCCUACCUGGGCCUCCUCUACCCCACAGAAGACUAUCGGGUGUACGGCUACCUGACCAACACACACGUGAAGAUGGUGUUGCUGCUGGACGAUGAAGGUCCGGUGAAGGAUGAGGCCGUGUUAAGGGUCUUUCGGCGGCUCCACGCCCUGUACGUGGACACCGCCUCCAACCCCUUUCACAAAUUCGGUCUGCCCAUCAGCUCACCCCGGUUCGAUUCGCAGCUGGAGCAAAUUGUGGCGAUGUACCCUCGACCCGGGGCAUCUUUGGGCGGCUUCACGACUUGACGGCUCAUGGUGGGGAACCGAAGGGGGUGAACGAAUGAUGACAAAUCUGAAGGAAUGAGUGAACGGGUGGAUGGACCCCUACUAGCUGGAUGGAGAGAUGAGGGUGUUUUCCACGCGCCCUCCGAUGCUCUUUCUCAUUCUCUGGCCCCCCACCCCAUGCCCAGCUUUGGAGGCAGGAAGGGAGCCCUUACAGGGCGUGAUAAAUGAGGGGGGAUGAGAUUAGCUCGAGUAAGGGCGCAGUCGAGGAGGAAAUGCAGCAAGGUGGUGAGAGAGAGAGAGAGAUGUUCAGUAGAGACACGGGUCCUAGGUAUCGGUGUUCAGCUCUUAUCGCGAUUAUAUCGAUAUUGGACAACUGUGUGUGUGCGUGUACAGCGUUUUACCCCGGGGGGCUCCUGGCUACAGGCCGUCCAGUUCGCACGCUAUCGUACAAGCGUUGUAGGCGAUGUUCCUAAC
Volvox carteri f. nagariensis is the source of this 1032-nucleotide messenger RNA. RefSeq lists its product as uncharacterized. The transcript has 5 exons. The record is from RefSeq and is a predicted model, not a curated record. The coding region runs from base 121 to 579 and encodes 152 amino acids. Lineage: Eukaryota; Viridiplantae; Chlorophyta; Chlorophyceae; Chlamydomonadales; Volvocaceae. Gene Ontology annotation, cellular component: nucleus; cytoplasm; TRAPP complex. Gene Ontology annotation, biological process: endoplasmic reticulum to Golgi vesicle-mediated transport.